UGGCCCAGAUAGGCGAAGCGUUGUCUUACUAGUGGCAGCUUUGGAACGCACUCGGCAUGCACAGUGAUACUUCAGUGUGAUAUACAUAGGCAGAACCUGGAAACACUUGCAUCGGUAUAUCAGCGCUGGCCAGAAGGCAUCGCGAAGGUACAACGUAUUCUACCAGUGCAGGUUUAAGAACGGAAGUCAAGGGCACCAAGAAUGAUUAUCCUGGACCCUUCCGAGCUCUACCGUCCAGAGCACAAGAAAAUGGAAGAUUUCAGGACGUACACAACAAACAAGGAUGACCCGCUUCAAGCCAGGGUAGCGAAGACCUACAAAGACAUGCACACUUUCCAGACUGUGGAGUUUGUCCAGAACCGGAUGGCUGAGUGGGGCAAGUUCAACAAGGCGCGCAUGCCCAUCAUGGAGGCCUUGGAGAAACUCAACGACCUGGUGGACGAAAGCGACCCCGACGUGGACAUCCCCAACAUUGUGCACGCCUUCCAGACUGCGGAGAAAAUUCGUGCCGCGCACCCACAGCAGGACUGGUUCCACCUCACGGGCCUCAUACACGACUUGGGGAAGGUGAUGGCGUUCUACGGUGAACCCCAGUGGGCAGUGGUGGGCGACACGUUCCCGGUUGGCUGUGCGUACCAGGACUCUAUCGUGUACCGAGACACGAGCUUCGUAGACAACCCAGACCUCACAGACAACCGUUACAACAGUCGCCUGGGCAUCUAUGCCAAGCACUGCGGACUCGAAAAGGUUUUGAUGUCAUGGGGCCAUGACGAGUACAUGUACCAGGUCCUGAAGAACCACGGAGCAACGCUUCCCGAUGAGGGCAUGUACAUGAUACGGUUCCACUCCUUCUACCCUUGGCACACUGGAGGCGACUACAUGGAGCUCUGCAACGACAAGGACAUGCGCAUGUUGCCUUGGGUCAGGGAGUUCAAUAAAUUUGACCUCUACUCAAAAUGCGAGGAUGUUCCUGACCUUGAGGCGCUGACGCCUUACUACCAGUCUCUGAUUGACAAGUACGUUCCCGGAAUUGUCUGCUGGUGAUGCCAGGAGAUACCGGGAGACUCCACCCGCGGCUGAGGCUGCCCUAAGGGGCUCGACUUCUUAACCACCGUUUUAGCUCUAGGCUCGUGCAUAGGCCAGGCCCUUCAUCUAAAGUCUGCGAUCACAUGCUAUUGAAUACUAGAGUCGUGGCUGUUAGUGUACAAUGAUUUUAGCAGUCAGCGCUACAUGCAAGUUGACACAUUUAAGCAUUGUUCUUGCCCUACGUGAGUUGUGCAGUGAUCUCAGGGUCGCGACGUCGCUGUUGCGUAACAUUUUACUCUUGCGCUUAUCAACGUUCAAGGUGCGUACACAAGUGUUCGGUAAACGACGCUCAGAUUUGAGGGUGCACAAACGAACGUGCAUAUAUACUUAUAAUUGGACACUUCUUUCCCCUUGGGAUCAGUGUUUAAGGGUGCCGUGUCGUUUUUGUUCUAGAACGCUGUGCGUAGUGCUGUUUAUAAAAUCACAUUUGCGACUUCCAGGCACACGAUACUUUCACGCACAUACAUGUCACAUAGAAUUUAGCACUUGUGAGACUUCGGGUGCAGAGCCUCAAAGACUAUUAAGGAGCCCCAUGUAGUUUUCGUUUUAGAAAGUUAUGCGCAGCGCUGUGUCCUAAAACGAAUCACGAGUGCUUUGCAGCAUCGGGAUGUGUAGCAAGAAUAACUUCUGUGAAGUUGUGCGGCACAUGUAUGACCAGGGCGAAGGUUCGUCAGUUUUAUUUUCAUGCCCAUCAUCAAAGACUGCCGGGGGCAGUUUCAUCAGUCAAGUUUUUUGGGGAGGGCAUAAAUGGGUGCAUGAUUCACAGUGUGACAUAAAAAAAUAUUUCAAACCACAACAAGACUGUGAACUCUUUCAUCAGACCUUUUUCAGCAGUCUCAACAAUGUCGAGUAAAGCUCAUGGCUUAGUUGCUCGGA
Rhipicephalus microplus (southern cattle tick) is the source of this 1962-nucleotide messenger RNA. RefSeq names its product Myo-inositol oxygenase (gene Miox). Lineage: Eukaryota; Metazoa; Arthropoda; Arachnida; Ixodida; Ixodidae. Gene Ontology annotation, biological process: inositol catabolic process. Gene Ontology annotation, cellular component: cytoplasm. The record is from RefSeq and is a predicted model, not a curated record. Gene Ontology annotation, molecular function: inositol oxygenase activity; iron ion binding.